AGCCUAACCUAAAAAUGUCAAGAUGUUCAAAUCGCUUCAAAAUAUUUUAAAAUUACAAAAAAGGCAAUUGAGUUAUGCCCAAAUAAAAGAUAAAGAAAAAAUUCGCCGAUGGGCUAUACAUUCCUAUGGCGAUUUGAACGAAUUACAACUUAUCGAGUCCAGGUUUCCAAUAAUUCGCAGUCCCGAUGAGUUACAAGUUGAAGUGAGUGCGGCUUCCGUAAAUCCCAUUGACCUGUUGAUGUUGAAGGGAUAUGGAAAGACCUUAAUCAGCAUCCCUAGAAAUGAGUCAAUCGAAUUUCCUUUAACUUUUGGCAGGGAUUUCUGUGGAACAGUCAUAGCAAAAGGCCACAACGUCGGGGACAACUUCAACAUAGGCGACCAUGUGUAUGGUUUUACACCAUUACACAAACAGGGCACAUUCACUGAAGUUAUAACAGUGGACAAAAACUAUGUUCAAAAAAAACCUAAGCACUUAACAGAAACACAAAGUGCCUCUCUAGUUUAUGCAUCCAUGACAGCCUGGAGUGCUCUAUUUAUUUUUGGUAAUCUGUACUUCAGAAAUACGAGAAACUUGAGGGUUUUAGUUAUUGGAGGAUCUGGUGGUGUGGGAAGUGUGGCCGUUCAACUUUUGAAGUCUCAGAACUGUACAGUUUUCACCUCCUGUUCAACUAAUGCAGUUGACCUAGUUAAAGAUUUAGGUGCUGAUGUGGUUUAUGAUUAUACUGAUCCAGAUUAUCUGCACAAUGUUUCUUGUGAAAAGUAUCACAUUAUAUUAGACUGUGCCAAAUUCGGCGUUGAAAACGUGCCACAAAACUGGCAAUAUGAUGAAUAUAUAACUUUAAAUUCUCCAUUAUUAUUAAACACAGACAAAAGUGGUCUUUUAUGUGGGUUAGCAGAAAGUGUUAAAACUUUAUUGCAAACUAAUGUAACCAAAAAUGGCAAGUGGAAAUGGGGAUUUUUUGUGCCUUCUGGAGAUGGUUUCAAAUUUAUACAUGAAUUAAUACAACAAAAAAUGAUUAAGCCUAUUAUUCAUCGGGAAUUUUGUUUUGAUGAUUUGCCAGAAGCUUUUAAAUGUGUCUCAGAGGGCCAUUUAAGAGGAAAAGUUGUUAUGAAGAAUUAAUAUUCUAGUCUUAUAUUGUUAUUUUAAGUUUUAAUAAAUUAUAUUUGUUGCAUAAUUUUAUUAACUUAAUAAAUAUUUAAAAAAUUA
Messenger RNA from Aethina tumida (small hive beetle), 1207 nucleotides. Its product is annotated as reticulon-4-interacting protein 1 homolog, mitochondrial. The transcript has 2 exons. Gene Ontology annotation, cellular component: mitochondrion. The record is from RefSeq and is a predicted model, not a curated record. Gene Ontology annotation, molecular function: oxidoreductase activity. Lineage: Eukaryota; Metazoa; Arthropoda; Insecta; Coleoptera; Nitidulidae. The coding region runs from base 23 to 1120 and encodes 365 amino acids.